AUGGCGACGCUGGUGCGGCCGCCCGCGCUGCACAUCUGCGCCGUGAGUGGCGCCGGCGGCGGGAAGGAGAAGUGGGCGCCGCUGCCGCAGCGGUCGUGGUGGGGCCGGAACAAGCCGAGCUUGCCGCGCCAGCCGCGGCAGUCGGGCGGGAAUGGGGGCCGGGGAGGCGGGGGCGAAGCGCUGGACCAGGUGCUGGGUGUGCUCCGCCGCGACGGCGAGUUCCUCCAGGCCGCCGCUGGCGCCCCGCUCCGCGACGUCUUCUGGCUCCGCUUCCUCGAGAAGAAGCAGCAGCAGCGGAAGCAGCCGAAGCCUAAGCCCAAGCCUGCGCAGCAACAGCAGAUGCUGCAGCAGGAGGAGGUGGAGGUGGAGGAACUGCCUCGUGAAGCUCCAGCCUUCCCUCCUCCCGCGUACCAGCCAGGGUUGUCGUGCGUGGAGCUAAUGGCGGCCGAUUUCCAAGCUCUCAAGGUGUACGCCGGUAGCGCUCAACGCUUUCUCGCGCGGCGGUUCCUGGGAAGCCAGGGGCAGUCAAAAGCUCAACAACAACCUAAACCCAAACCCCAGGAGCAGCAGCAGAUACUUCAACCCCCGGUCUUCCCUCCACCCUCCUACCCUCCAGGGUUAUCCUGUAUGGAGUUAAUGAUGGCCGAUCUUGAAGCCCUCAAGUUGUACAUCAACUACUAUUCCACCAUCCUCACCACCCCGCUUCCCCAGCAUUACGAUCCCGACCUCCUUGCUCAGUACUUCGCCUCACGUCCACAUAUCCUCGCUUUUCGCACCAUUCAGAUACUCUUUGCAUUUGUCUCAGCUGUGGCAAAGAUGCAAAUUUCUAAAAGAUCACAGUUGACCGCAGAUGCUACCUACAGCAGUGGCAACAGCAGCAAUGGUUUCGAUGCUUCUCAAUACACAGUUGGCCAGCUUCUCAAGGAGAUGUUUCUUGACCUUGGACCUACUUUUGUUAAAGUUGGACAAUCCCUUUCUACAAGACCUGAUAUCAUAGGUUCAGAGAUUUGUGAGGCCCUCGCUGAGUUGCAUGAAAGAGUUCCUCCUUUCCCAAGAGAGGAUGCAAUGGAGAUUAUUGAAGGAGAAUUUGAGUGCCCUGUAUCACAUAUUUUCAGUUACAUUUCGGAUGAGCCUGUAGCAGCUGCUUCCUUUGGACAGGUUUACCAGGGGCGGACAGUUGAUGGUGCUCUUGUGGCCAUAAAGGUUCAGCGGCCAAACCUUCUACCCGCUGUACUGCGAGACAUAUAUAUUCUACGUCUUGGGCUUGGUUUCAUACGGAAGGUAGCCAAACGAAGAAGUAAUAUUUCUCUCUAUGCUGAUGAGUUGGGUAGAGGUUUCGUCGGCGAGUUGGACUACAAUAUUGAAGCUGCUAACGCUACCAAAUUUCUGGAGGUUCAUUCUAGGUAUCCUUUUAUGCUAGUUCCUAAGGUUCUAAAACAACUUACUAGAAAGAAGGUUUUAACAAUGGAGUGGGUGACUGGUGAGAACCCCAAGGAGUUGCUUUCCUUGACUAAAGGAGUUUCUGGAAAAGUUACUGAAGUUUCAGAAAAGCAGAAGUUGGAAGCAAAAACUCACCUUCUUGACCUGGUCAAUAAAGGUGUCGAGGCAUCAUUAGUGCAGCUUCUUGAGACAGGCUUGUUGCAUGCCGAUCCUCAUCCUGGCAACUUGCGUUAUACACCUGAAGGUCGAGUUGGGUUUCUUGAUUUUGGUCUGCUUUGCAUGAUGGAGAGGAAACAUCAGCGAGCUAUGCUUGCAAGCAUCAUACACAUAGUAAAUGGAGAUUGGGCUUCCCUUGUCUAUGAUUUGACUGAAAUGGAUGUAGUUCCACCAAACACCAAUCUGCGCCGUGUGACAAUGGAGUUGGAGGACGCAUUGGGCGAGGUAACCUUUGAAGAUGGAAUUCCAGAAAUCAAGUUCAGUAAGGUGCUUGGAAAAAUUUGGUCUGUGGCAUUUAAAUAUCACUUCCGUAUGCCGCCUUACUACACACUGGUUCUCCGGUCACUUGCUUCUUUGGAAGGACUGGCUGUGGCAGCAGACGAGAAUUUCAAAACAUUUCAAGCAGCAUACCCAUAUGUUGUUUGGAAGCUUCUUUCCGAUAAUUCACUUGCAACAAGGAGACUCUUAAAUCAGGCAAUUUUCAACAAAAAGAAAGAGUUCCAAUGGCAGAAGGUUGCCGCAUUUCUAAAGUUAGCUUCAGCGAGGAGCAACUUCAAAUAUAAUAGUGGAGCUUUGCCUGAACCUGACACAAAGGACGUGACUGUCGCUAGCCUUCUAGAGAUCAGUGGUACAUCUUCACUUGACCGUGCUACAGCUACACCAGAGAGGGCAGUGCACACUGCAAACCUGUGUGUGAGACUUUUAUUAUCAAAGGACAGCGUUGUUAUUAGGAGACUUAUUAUGACAGCGAAUGCAAAAUCUCUUGCCCGUGAUCUGAUCUCCAGAGAUGCAUCGAUGUUCCGGGUGCUCCUCAGUAAGGUUAUUGCAGAUGUCGUCUGCCAGUGGAUGUUGAACGUCGCAGGCUUGAAACGAGUUGCGGAGACCAGGAUGCGGACGCCCGUGACCAUAGGAAAGAAUGAUGGCCAUCUGGUGCUGUCUGAAGAAUCAUCAACCCUGAUGGCACUUCAAGCGGUCGUAACAGACCGCAGGAUGCAGGUCAUAUACUCCAAAUUUGUGAGGGAGUUAAGAGAAGAGCCUGUCCUGAUGGUCAGGGUGAGCUGGAACAUGUUCGUCAUCUCGGUCACAUCUGCUGCGGUCGGCCUGCACCGCUUCAUGGUGUUCCUCUCGGAGGAAUACUUGCCGACGCUGCCGCCGCCUGUGCCCCCGCCCCGGCUGGUUCAGAUUCAGACCCUAUAAACUGCAGCGACCAGACAUAGAACAUAAAGAUGGUUCCUGGUCGCUCAUGUACUGUGCCCCUCCCCUGUAUAUAAACGCUGCAGGAUCAAUCAGUAAUUCUGCGGCGUGUUCCUAGCUAGUUGCCAUGCAUUUUUCUCUUCCACUAUUGGAUCACGUGGGGUGGACUGUUAUCUUAAGCUGCAGUUGAAACCUGCUUUCGCGGGAGAAGGGAAGACCGAAGCUUUUUUUUU
Messenger RNA from Panicum hallii, 3083 nucleotides. RefSeq lists its product as uncharacterized. Gene Ontology annotation, molecular function: protein kinase activity; ATP binding. The transcript has 17 exons. Gene Ontology annotation, biological process: protein phosphorylation. The record is from RefSeq and is a predicted model, not a curated record. NCBI's taxonomy places the organism in Eukaryota, Viridiplantae, Streptophyta, Magnoliopsida, Poales, Poaceae. Bases 1 to 2853 code for a protein of 950 amino acids.